Messenger RNA from Linum tenue, 2229 nucleotides. The record is from the annotation of a GenBank genome assembly. NCBI's taxonomy places the organism in Eukaryota, Viridiplantae, Streptophyta, Magnoliopsida, Malpighiales, Linaceae.
AUGCUGCCAACACAUUCAUCCUUCCUCCUUCUGAUCCUUACUUUCACUAUCACCUCCUCGUCGGAAAUUUCAGAAACCUACAUUGUCUUUGUCCAGAAACCACCAGCAAUCGCAACAGCAGCAGAAUCUCAAGAUCUGAACAACUGGUAUAGAACUUUUCUACCAGAAGUCACAACGUCUUCAGCCUCAACCUUGAACGAAGACCGUAUGGUACACUCGUACCAUACCAUCCUCACAGGUUUUGCUGCAAGACUUACUGCAGAUGAAGCCAAGGCAAUGGAAUACAAGCCAGGAUUCAUCUCUGCCCGCCCUGAGAAGACCAUGCAUCUCCAUACAACUCACAGCGCCAGAUUCCUUGGCCUGCAAGAAGACCGUGGCCUCUGGAACCUCUCAAACUACGGCAAGGGAGUAAUUGUAGGAGUUCUAGACACUGGGAUUGCGCUGAAUCAUCCAUCAUUCGACGACAAAGGUAUGCCCCCUCCACCAGCAAAAUGGAAAGGCAAGUGUGAAUUCAAGAGGAAAGUCUGCAACAACAAGCUCAUCGGUGCUAGGAAUUUCCUUUCUCCGCGCCAGAAACCAAUUGACGAAAAUGGACACGGGACCCACACGGCAGCCAUAGCAGCUGGAAGCCCAGUUCAAGGAGUGAGUUACUUCGGGCAGCUCAACGGCACUGCAACAGGGAUAGCUCCUUCGGCGCAUCUGGCGGUCUACAGAACAUGUAAUGCUCUAGGCUCGUGCAAAGAGACCGACAUAUUAGCUGCAAUGGAUGCUGCAGUCGAGGACGGUGUCGAUGUACUAUCGCUCUCGCUUGGUACUGGGUCGACUCCAUUUUUCGAAGAUGGCAUUGCAGUUGGUGCAUAUGGUGCAGUUCAGAAAGGCGUCCUUGUCACUUGUUCCUGUGGGAAUUUAGGGCCGGGUAAGUCUUCAUUGUCAAAUGAAGCUCCAUGGAUCUUAACAGUGGGAGCAGGCACGACGGAUAGAAGUGUUAGAGCAACAGUGAAGCUUGGAGGAAGCAAUGUAGAAUUUCAUGGGGAAUCCUUGUUCCAACCUAAGGGCAUCCUGCCUUCCAAGAUGUUGCCUUUAGUUUAUGCAGGCAAUAAUGACCACCCGAUGUCAGCAUUUUGUGAGCCAGGGUCCUUGAAAGGUGUCAAAGGCAAGGUGGUGUUGUGCCGGUCUGAUGGAAGCCAGAUGGGAAGAAUUUGGAAAGGGAAAGAAGUAAAAAGAGCUGGUGGAGCUGCAAUGAUACUAAUGAAUGACAAAAUUACCGGGUUUGAAACCACGCCUGAGCUGCACGUACUGCCAGCUUCUGAGGUCAGCUACAAAGAUGGAAUGAAGAUCAAGAGGUACAUCAACUCAACCUCAUCACCAAAUGGAACAUUAGUUUUCGAGGGGACAGUUUUUGGUGUCACAUAUGCUCCCCAGGUAGCAACAUACUCCUCGAGAGGCCCUAGUUUGGCGAGCCCUGGGAUCUUGAAACCAGACAUCCUUGGCCCAGGAAACAGGAUCUUAGCUGCUUGGCCAGAUGGCGGCGGCUCGAAUCGAGAACCAACUUUCGAACUGAUGUCAGGCACCUCAAUGGCUUGCCCACAUCUGAGUGGGGUUGUUGCCUUGCUUAAAGGUUCCCACCCUGAGUGGUCACCUGCUGCGAUAAAAUCUGCAAUCAUGACCACUGCUGAUAUGAAUGACCUUGGAGGGGAUCCCAUUACUGAUCAACAGUUUGAGGAAGUCAAUUUGUUUGACACUGGUUCAGGUCAUGUGAACCCAAACCGGGCGAAUAAACCGGGGCUUGUGUACGAUAUCAAACCAGAUGACUACAUUCCUUAUCUGUGUGGGCUGGGGUACAAUGAUACAGAAAUCGGGUUCAUUGUGCAGAAAGUAGUGAAGUGUUCAACAGUGGAAAAAAUGGUUGAAGGGCAACUAAACUACCCCUCGUUUUCUGCCAGAUUGGGGUCUGCUGCUGCUGCCUCAGUGACUUACACCAGGACAGUGACGAAUGUAGGGCCGGCUAACUCGACUUACGUAGCUCAGAUUGUUGCACCGAGAGGCGUUCGUGUUAAGGUCACGCCUAAGAAGCUUCGGUUCAGGGAAGGGAAACCGUCUACAAGCUAUUCAGUGACAUUCAGGAGAAGAAGAAAAGGGAGCCUGGAUGCAGCUUUUGCACAGGGCUAUCUGGUUUGGAUUUCUAAAAGAUAUCGUGUCCGGAGUCCCAUUGCUAUCACAUUUGAAUGA